AUGGUGAACACUCGAAGGACUAACUCUACCCCAGUUCCACAUCAAAAUGUUCCUUCUCGUCAAGAUAAUGAUGCUAUUUUGCGAGAAUUACGAGAUUAUGUUGUGAGCAUUGAUCGAAGAGUGAGGAGACAAGAGGAUGAGCUGCUAGUAAUCAAAGGUCAACAUGAUAGUCAUCAAGAAGAAAAUGGCCCUGUUGAUGAUAAAGCUCCCAGUGAUCACCAGUCAAUAGGUGAUACCCUUAGAGGCAUUGAAUCAAAAGGCGACAGUAGUGCAUAUUCUCAACACAACCUCGCGCGUAUCACACUGCUCUGGGAAAGUUUUAGGAAGUUCGAUCCUCCUAAAUUUGAGGGUAGGCUGAAUCCAUCUGAAGCUGAAGAAUGGAUCGAAAGGUUGGAAACUAUAUUCAAAAUAAUAAUCUGCACCUCGCAGGAAAAAGUGCAACUUGCUGAGCAGCUGUUACAAAAGGCAGCAAGGAAGUGGUGGGACAGCAUCAAGCCUUUUGAAAGUGUAGAGAUAACUUGGGAAAGGUUCAAGGAGAAAUUCUUCCAACACUAUUUUCCUAAUGCCCUUAGAGCGGAUCAAGAAGCAGAAUUCUAUGCCUUCAAGCAAGGGAACUUAAAUGAGGAAGACUUCAUUGCUCGAUUUCUUGAGUUAGUCAAGUACAUUACUUAUCCGCAGACGCAACCUGACUCAAAAUGGAUGGCUGAUAGACUACUAGAAAAGGCCAGGCCAGAAUUAAGAACAGCUCUGGCACCCUUGGAGAUUAAUGAUUUUGAAAAAAUGUGCACCAAAUUGCGAAUCAUUGCUAGAAGAAUGAGAGAAGAAGAAGCUGAGAAGAGAAAAGAAUCUUAUACAAGGUCCGUUCCAUUCAUGAGACCUGCGGGAGGAAUCAGUAAGAAGAAUACUUACAGCUUCAACAACUCCAAGAAGCGGUUUAAUCAGCCCUCGAGGAAUCAAUCUGGUGGACCUUCGAGGAGUCAAUUCAGUGGACCCUUGAGGAGUCAAUUCAAUGGACCUCCGAGGAGUCAGUGCGGGAAACCAGGCCACAUUUUCAGAUUCUGUGAGGAAGGCUCACGAGGUGUCAAUGAUACUAGAGCUGCAGUCCCGGGAAGAGUGUUUGCACUAUCUCAAGAAGAAGCUAACACUUCUCCUAAUUUGAUUAAAGGUAUUCUCAAACUCCAAGGCUUUGAAACUCAAGCUUUAUUUGAUUCUGGUGCAACACACUCAUUUAUAUCUAAUGAUUAUGUGCCUCGUCUAAGUAUGCAUAUGUAUGAAUUGCCUUGUGAUGUGAUUGUCUCUACACCGGCGGGAGCCUCGGUGAAAACUUCUAAAGCAUGCUUGAAUUGCAUGAUUGAAUUUGAGGGUAGAACAUCCACUAUAGACCUUGUUUGUCUACCCUUAAAGGGUAUUGACCUGAUUGUAGGAAUGGAUUGGUUGUCGGCAAAUGACGCCAUCCUAGAUUGUAGAAGGAAGACCAUUUCUUUACCGGUCGCCUUCGCCAGUUCUAGUGGGCCACAACUGCUGUCUUUAGUGCAAGUUGAAAAGUGUAUUCGAAAGGGUUGUCAAGCCUACAUGGUGUUCUUCUCUGUUCACACAACAGCUGAAAAGGCGUGUAGAGGAGAUUGCAGUGGUGAGUGA
Neltuma alba is the source of this 1638-nucleotide messenger RNA. RefSeq lists its product as uncharacterized. The transcript is spliced from 2 exons. The record is from RefSeq and is a predicted model, not a curated record. Gene Ontology annotation, biological process: proteolysis. NCBI's taxonomy places the organism in Eukaryota, Viridiplantae, Streptophyta, Magnoliopsida, Fabales, Fabaceae. Bases 1 to 1638 code for a protein of 545 amino acids. Gene Ontology annotation, molecular function: aspartic-type endopeptidase activity.